AUGUCUGCAGGUCUUGAUUUAAACUGUCAAGCACAAAUGAGCAACCCAAAUUCAUUUCGAAUACAUUGGCCAAAUGGCGACAAGUCAUCCAAAGAUAAGCCCCACAUCAAGUAUGUUCUUAAUGCAAUGAAGAGUAAUUUCAACCCUGUGUUAAAAGAUCCCAAAGAGUCACCAGAUCCGGAUUCUCAAAAUGAUAGUUCUGUGGACAAUGCUACACCUCUGCCACCUGAAGACAGUAAAGGUAUUAAGAAGACCUCUUCAGGAACUCACUCUGAUGCUGUAUUAGAUCAAAAGAGUGGUAAAAAGAAUAUCCCAACCAGUAGCACUAAUGUUGCUGAUGUAGAAAAUAAAUCCAAUGCCAAAGUUGAACCACCGAGUAGCAGAAGCAGUACAUCAGAGCUAGUGGAUGACAAAUGCAGUGCCAAGAAAAUUCCUAUAAUAAGUAAAAGCAAUUCUGACUCCAUUUUAGAUGUCAAACCAAGCAGCAAGAAAGAUCCUAUUUCUGUUAAAAAUAGUGCUUCAGACUCUCAACUUGAGAAAAAAAAUAACAGCAAGAAAGACCAAUCUAACAGCAAAAAUAGUUUCAAACCAGGAGACAUAGGUAAUAUUGUUAAACCAGAAGUAAACAAAAGAAGAUCUGAAAAAAAAUUGGAAACGUUCAGUGUUGAUUCAGAAUCUUUACAUCUGAAGUGCAAUUCUAUACCUAAUCGUGCCUUGCCCAUAUCAGCUGCAUCUAACAAUAAGGAUUUGAGUGAGCCAAAGCAAACUACUACUGAGAAAAUACUUCCCAAUGUCGAUUUACCUUCAUCUACCUUGGAUCAAGGUAUGGAUGAAAAUGAAGAGGACAAUAAAAAACGUUUAGCUAGAAAGAGAGCCCUACGUAACCGUUCUGUUACACGCUCAGAGACAGGAUCUGAAGGGGACUCCCCUGCUUCAGGCCGUAAGAGGUCUGCAAGGCGUUGGUCCAAAGAAGGAGAAACUGUUCUUCAAAAUGCUAUUGCUCGAAAAGAAAAGUCCUUAAGUUCUAUUGGAAAAUCAGAUGAUGACAAAGCCCACAAAGCUAUUGCUCGUAGCUUGAGGGAGGGUAGAAAUUCCUUGUCUGUUGGGAAAAGGUCUCAAAGCAAAUCACAGGAUACUUUGUCUGUUAGUUCUGCCGAAUCAACAUCAGAAGGUAAAUCAAAGAACUCUUUGCAAUUGAAAUCUCAAACUGAUAACAUAAAUGAUGUACCCAAAGAAGAUUCCAAAAUGGAUUUUGAUUCAGCACCUCAACCCAUUUCUAAACCAUCAUCUGUCAAAUCAGAUGCAGAUUGCACACAUACAAAGACUGGCAAACGUCGCUACAAACCAUUUCGGGGUCUUAGGUAUUCCUUCAGUGGGGUCACCAAGAGGUCCAAAGUCUUUCGACGCUCUGCUCCCUCUCAAAGAAAUGUCUCUUCUGACUUUCACUUUGAAGAGAGUUCUCCACCACUCAAAAACAAAUCUUCAAACUCUACUUCAGUUAAAAAAGGAAUUAAUGGCGUAACCUCAGAAAAGAGCCGUAGUCGUAGUCCUGCAGUAGGCGAUGCAUGUACCUCUAAGGCCAAGAAAAGUAGACGGGAUAAUCCUCUCUCCCCAUCACCAAGUCCUGGAGAUACUCCUGCAGAUGCGAAUCAUCCAGAAUCGACAGCUAUUUCAUUUGGUGCUGGGACUGCUGGGUUGUGUUUAUGCCAAUCAAAAACUAAUUUAUAUGUUCGUAAAGAGACUUUUGAGGAAACUGACCUUAGUCUUAUGUGCCAAGCUGUUGAUUCCUUGGAGGGACGUCUGAUUGGCUGCUGCAAUGCUGUGGGUGGUAGUGAAUCAGCAAGACUGUACCGGCCUAGCCCUCGUGUUCCUUAUGUUGUGUGCCCUUCACUACACUACUAUCAUCGUGAUUGUCAACUUAUGAUUGCUGGAAAGCCUCAGUGUCCUCAUUGUGGGUUAGAGUCUCCUCCGGAUGAAGUCAGCAUAAGUUUGGGUGUCAAGAAAUACCCAGUAUUCCUUCCUCACCAGAAGCUUGUCAAACAAACGCCAUCAGCAAGGAUGAGCCUGGGUUCCAGUGUUACCUCUCAAGAUCAACCUGAGGAUGUGCCUGACAGCAUUGCUAUGACCCUUCCCAUAGCAACAACAGUCUUGGACAAAGCAGAAAGAGAAAA
Molecule: messenger RNA, 2171 nt
Organism: Frankliniella occidentalis (western flower thrips)
Lineage: Eukaryota; Metazoa; Arthropoda; Insecta; Thysanoptera; Thripidae
Exons: 7
Molecular function (GO): zinc ion binding; p53 binding; histone methyltransferase activity
Source: RefSeq, a predicted model, not a curated record